Molecule: messenger RNA, 1353 nt
Organism: Sitophilus oryzae (rice weevil)
Lineage: Eukaryota; Metazoa; Arthropoda; Insecta; Coleoptera; Curculionidae
Product: nucleoporin Nup43
Exons: 5
Coding region: 237-1316 (359 amino acids)
Cellular component (GO): nuclear pore outer ring
Molecular function (GO): protein binding
Source: RefSeq, a predicted model, not a curated record
AACUAUGAUGUUCGCAAAAAGCCUUAAAAAAAUUAAAAAUAUAAAAUAACCUAGAAAAUGGGUACAGUUUUUACCGGGUUUAUAGUUGUUUAUAGUUUAUCAAUUUUUUCAAUUUAUUUAGGAAAGUCUAUGUAGGUACCUCGAUACGAAUAUAGAAAAGUUAAACAUUUUUUACACAACAUAAUUACAAGAAUUAUCAGCUUUAUUUAGGGCCACUCUCUAGGACUUUAUCCGAAAUGCAUUCAGAUAGUGCCUCAAUUAAUAUGUCUCAUAAUCUUCAUGGGACAUUUGUUUCAGAGAAAAUAAAUAAAAUACGAUGGCGACCAGGGGGAAUACAAUCUUUGAAUUUGUUUGUAACUGGUAGUAUUGACAAUGAAAAAAAUACUAUAAAACUGUGGGAUUUUUGUGAAAAUGAUGAAGAGAAUGAUAUUUAUCCUUUUACAAUAUCUUCUUACAUGUAUGAUGGUGAUGUUGCAGAUAUUCAGUUCAUAAAUCAAGACUAUUUUGCAUGUGCAUCAUCAUCAGGAUCAGUGCACCUAAUGAAUAUUGCAGUCCAGUCUAGUGGUGAUAUGCUUUUAAAUAAUUACAUGGAGUGGGAUAAAAUUCAUUAUUUUAAUAAUGGGGAAGCUAGUUGUUGUACUGCAUUAGCAAUAUAUGAAAAUGACCUUGUUAGUGUUGGAGAAGAUGGAAGAAUAAACGUAUUGACAGCUCAGUCAAAAAAUGUUAUUAGAAGCAUAGAUGAUGCUGAUAGUUGUUCAUUAGGCUGUGUACUAUUUUUAAAGCACAACGAGAUAUUAACAAGCAAUUUACGAGGUCAAAUGAAAAUAUGGGACUUAAGAUCGCAAACUAAUACUCCAACAAAGACUUUCAUGCUUAGUGGAGACCAAGUAACUCCUACGUGCUUGAUAUUUCAUCCAACUCAAAGACAUUUAGUUAUUGCUGGAGAUGAACUAGGUGCUAUUACAACUUGGGAUUUAAGACAGAACACUUUCCCAGUAAAUGUUCUAAAUGCACAUGAAGGUUCAAUAAAUGAAAUCCACUUUCAUCCUGAUCAUCCAGAUCAGUUAUUUAGUUGCUCAAGUGCAGGUGAAAUAUGGCACUGGUCAACUAAAAAUAAACAUCAAUCUUUCAUGGGAUUAGAAGAUAGUGAUGUAAACGUUUGGUUGGCUCCAGAUAAUGUUAAGAAUAAACUAGAAGUAUUUACUUUAAUGCCCACAUUGGGAAAAUCAAUCAAUACUUUAGAUUUAAAUAAAAAUAAAGUAAUAUGUGGUUGUGCCAACGAGGCAAUUUAUUUAAUUAAUGGGAUUAAUUUGUAACAAAAAAUAUAUAUUUUUUAAAUAAACAAUUUACACU